AUGCCCAGCAAUGGGAUCUUCCAGGUCAUGUCGGGCAUCGUGGGGGCCACACCCGAUGCCACGGGCCGCAUGGAAAAGUUCACUGAACUUGUGAAGAGCCUCAUCGAGCAACACGACGUGCAGCAGCUCAAGGACUUGGUGGAUGGCAUGCUCGCCGAGGAGUCCAGCUUUGCGUUGUUCGCCCGCCCUGUGCUUCAGCAGGUGGCGGAGCAGAUGGACAAGCUGAAAAACACUGAGCUGAAGGAGCUCGCCUUACACACGCUCGAUCGUCUGCGCGGCCGAGUGGUCUCCUUCGAGGAGGAGGACUUCGUAAUCCGAGAGCUGCUGUCCGAAGUCUUCCAAGCUGAGGGCGAUUGGGCCGAAGCCGCAAAGUGCUUGGCGGCCAUCAACUUAGAAUCAGGAACCCGCUGCCGCACCCCUCUGCAGAAGGCAGAGAAGUACGUCAAGAUAGCAGAGCUCUACCUUGAGGACGAUGAUCCCAUCUCUGCUGACACGUUCUGCUCGAGGGCGGCGAUGGUCAUGCACGAGGUGAACGACACGCCGCUGCUGCUGCGUUAUCGGGUCUGCCAUGCGCGUGUCCUCGACAGCAAGAGGACAUCCUCGGGGCUCCAGGGUAUGAACCCUAUGAUGGCUAUGAUGGCCCAGAUGGCAUCCAUGGGAUCCGCGCCCGCCAACGACGAUGAGGAAGAACCCGAGCCCAAGAAGGAGGAAAUGCGACCCAUCAGUCGCAAAUUCGCGCUGGAGGAAGGCCCUGUCAGCGAGGCUGCACGGAAAGGGAAAGGGAGGGGCAAGCGUGCUCCGAAUGCGGAGCACUGCCUGCCGACGAUUCAUCCCGAGGUGGAGGCUCUUUGCAAAAAGUUCAAUAUCGAGGACAAGAUCGUGAGACGACUUGACGACGUCAUGCGAACGAGAGAAGACAGCUUCGAGGAAGACCUGAAAGCGCUUUAUGAGGUCUGCGAAACGGCGAAGAAACCGUCAGGGUCGCUGAUGGUGAAAAUUGGUGAGCUAGAACGCGGUUGCUUCACGGGCGCCGGCAAGCUGGACCAAUGUAUGCUUACUUUCAGGAGCAAGUACAAGCUGGAUGACCGCGCUCACGCGAGGUUCGUGGAAGUCUGUCAUCCUCGAGCUCAAAAGCUGGACGACAUCAAACGUCUUGAGAAGUACCUCAAAGGAAACCAGAACCCAUCACAGGCCAUCCUGCCCCUACUCACGCGAAUUGAGAAGGACGGUCGCUUAGACAGUCCGGAGCGGAACAAAGACAAGGACCGCGAUCGACCAGGCGGCCGCCACCGUAGCCGCUCGCGCUCCCGGUCGCGAAGGAAGAAAGACAAAUCUCGAUCCAAGUCUCGGAAGAAGGGGCGGUCAAGAUCCAGAUCACGAUCGAGAUCGUGA
Messenger RNA from Symbiodinium sp. CCMP2592, 1392 nucleotides. NCBI's taxonomy places the organism in Eukaryota, Dinophyceae, Suessiales, Symbiodiniaceae. The record is from the annotation of a GenBank genome assembly.